Messenger RNA from Harpia harpyja (harpy eagle), 2257 nucleotides. RefSeq names its product growth factor receptor bound protein 14 (gene GRB14). The record is from RefSeq and is a predicted model, not a curated record. The transcript has 14 exons. The coding region runs from base 213 to 1772 and encodes 519 amino acids. Lineage: Eukaryota; Metazoa; Chordata; Aves; Accipitriformes; Accipitridae. Gene Ontology annotation, cellular component: cytoplasm; plasma membrane. Gene Ontology annotation, biological process: insulin receptor signaling pathway; negative regulation of insulin receptor signaling pathway.
CCCCGCCGCCGCCCGCGCACGUGUGCCGGAGAAGGCGUUCGGUGCCGCUCGCCGCCCGGGCGGCGCUUCCCCCCCCGGUCCCCGCCGCCUCCCCCAUCCUCCGCAGCGGGAGCGGAGAGCAGCCUCCGCCCGACACGCCCGGCAGCGCCGGGGCCGCUCGCCGACGUGCCUCCCGCGCGGGCGGCCGCCCAGCCAGGACGUCGCCGCCGCCGAUGGCCGCCCCGCUGCCCAGUGUGCGGCGCGGCGCAGGGCGGGCGGCGCAGCCCGCGGGCGGCGGCCCCCGCGGCGCGGCGGGCUCCCCCUGCCCGCUCCCCCGGGCCCCCGGCGGGGACCCGCCGCCCUCGCCCUCCGACAGGAUAAAAAAGAAAGAUGACAAUGUUUUGGAGAUCCCAUCAAUUCCAAAUCCUUUUCCCGAGCUGUGUUGCUCUCCGUUUGCAUCAGUUUUGUCAGCCAGUCUGUUGCCCAAGGCAACUUCAAGAAAAAAGCAGGUAAUUAAAGUGUAUAGUGAAGAUGAUACUAGCAGAGCUUUGGAAGUACCAAGUGAUAUAACAGCCAGGGAUGUAUGUCAGCUGUUGAUAUUGAAGAACCACUAUAUUGAUGACCACAGCUGGACUCUGUUUGAACAACUUACCCACACAGGUUUAGGAAGAGCUAUAGAGGACCAUGAAUUAGUGAUGGAAGUCCAGUCAAAUUGGGUAAUGGAAGAGGAAAACAAACUGUAUUUUAGAAAAAAUUAUGCAAAGUAUGAGUUUUUUAAAAAUCCACUGAGCUUUUUUCCAGAUCAUAUGAUAUCUUUUCCAAGUGAGACCAAUGCAGCUGUAAGCCACACUGGGAUAUUACAGAUGUUCCUAAGCUCCAGCACAUAUCCUGAGAUUCAUGGUUAUUUGCAUGCAAAGGAGCAGGGAAAAAAAUCGUGGAAAAAAUUAUACUUUCUUUUGAGAAGAUCUGGCCUUUAUUUUUCCACUAAAGGUACAUCUAAGGAACCAAGGCAUCUGCAGUUUUUCUGUGAAUUCAGCAAUAGUGAUAUGUACAUGUCUUUGACAGGCAAAAAGAUUUCUGGAGCACCAACAAACUAUGGAUUCUGCUUUAAGCCUAACAAAUCAGGAGGAACCAGAGACCUGAAACAGCUCUGUGCAGAUGAUGAACAAAGUAGGACCUGUUGGAUGACAGCAAUUAGGUUGCUUAAGUAUGGGAUGCAGCUGUAUCAGAAUUACAUGCAACCAUAUCAAGGUAGAAGUGGCUGCAGCCCUUUGAAUAUAACAUCUAUGAGAAGCAUUUCAGAAAAUUCUUUAGUAGCAAUGGAUUUCUCAGGAGACAGAAGCAGAAUUAUAGAAAAUCCAACAGAAGCCCUCUCAGUUGCAGUUGAAGAAGGAUUAGCAUGGCGGAGGAGAGGGUGUCUGCGACUCAACUCACAUGGUAGUCCUAUUGCCAUGUCUAACAUGGCUAUACACAGAUCUCAGUCAUGGUUUCAUCAUAAAAUCUCUAGAGAAGAGGCUCAGAGACUUAUUUUGCAGCAUGGACUUGUAGAUGGGGUAUUCCUGGUACGUGAUAGCCAAAGUAACCCCAAAACAUUUGUGUUGUCAUUGAGUCAUGGAUUAAAAAUAAAGCAUUUUCAAAUUGUACCACUCGAAGAUGAUGGGAAGCUAUUCUAUACCCUUGAUGAUGGUCAUACCAGAUUUACUGAUCUCAUCCAGCUAGUGGAAUUCUACCAACUUAAUAAAGGAGUACUGCCUUGCAAGUUAAAACACUAUUGUGCGCGAAUUGCUCUUUAACCAAAGCAUCUGUUGUUUCAUCAGAGGGAAAGGAAGAUACUAGAAUACUUUUUCCCCUAAAGGCAAUUUGUAUAGUAAGAAGGGAAAAAGCAUUACAUUGUAAAAAUUCUAUGUUUAAGCUGCAAAAAAAAAUUUAUAUUCUAGAUAGAUAAGAACUUUGCUUUGUGAUUGUCACAGCAAAAUUAACUUUAUGGUUUUAAAAAAACAUUCUUUCCUAUGUAAUUCUUUAGUGUUGUCUUGGACUUCUUUGGGUUUUUUUUUUCAACUGAAAAGAAUUUUUAAAAAAAUAAUAUUGUAUAACUUCUAGAAAAAUAUAACUGAAGGGAAGAUCUUUGUUCUUAGGUUUAAAAUUAACUUUUUGUCUCUUCAAAUGUCUCUUAAUUUCUAUUCAUCACAUAGAAGAAUUAGCAUUUACUGUGGUGAGGGUAAGAAGCUGAACUGCACAUUUUAUUUGUAAAUAAAAUGAAUAAAUAUUUUGCACUAUA